Molecule: messenger RNA, 3370 nt
Organism: Patella vulgata (common limpet)
Lineage: Eukaryota; Metazoa; Mollusca; Gastropoda; Patellidae
Product: lipopolysaccharide-induced tumor necrosis factor-alpha factor homolog
Exons: 4
Coding region: 166-573 (135 amino acids)
Molecular function (GO): zinc ion binding
Source: RefSeq, a predicted model, not a curated record
AAUAUAACUAGCUAUAACAGUCCAACAGACAUAACAUUUGCACACGACACGCAGAACCACUACGUCACUAAAGCGUUCAUUUGUAAACACAAGUAGGUUCGCGUAUCUUGUAAAACAUUCAAAACACUAACGGUUACUGAAUAUAGAAGGUUUUAGAUAAAGAAAAUGGCAGAAAAAAGUGAACAACCACCACCUUAUGAAUAUCAACCACCGCCAGAAGGUGUAGUCCAGUAUCCACCAAAUUAUACACAACCCACACCAGGACAGCCUGUAACACAACACGUGAUUGUACAAGAGGUACCGGUGGUGGGAAUUACUCCUAGACCAGGUUCUGUUGGACGUUACCAACAAUCACCAGAACUUAUUAUAUGUCAACACUGUAAUGCCACAGUGACAACAUCUGUUAGUUAUGAGACAGGAAUGUUAACCUGGGCGGCUUCCGGUAUCCUGUGUUUGGUAGGGUGUUGGUUCGGCUGCUGUUUAAUACCAUUCUGUGUAAAUGCCAGUAAAGAUGUCAUUCACACGUGUCCAAACUGUAAACAACUGAAUGGAAAAUUCAGACAUUUUAGUUAGAAUAGUUUUGUUAUUAUGAAGAAUCAUUACAAGCAUUUUACCAUACCUCUUAUAACUUCGUUGGAAACAAGCAUUUUCCUAUUUAUGAAUUAAAUAUUUAUGCAAAAAUCUGUUUUCCAAUUUGAAUUUGGCUGGGUGUAUAUAUUUUGUUUUAGAUUACCUUCUGAAAUUCAGUUUCAUUUUGUGAAGAUUUAUCAUAAUAUCUUGAAAGAUGAAAUUAGGAACCCCGGGACAUUUUCAACAUUUAGGGAUUCAUUGAUAUCCAGGAAUUUAAAGUAAAAAUUAAAACUGUAAUAAGAAUGUGCAGAAUUUGAAUAAUGGGGACUUUUUAAGAUCAAGUAAGGAUUAUACUUACAAACUUGUUAUUUCCAUCUACUGGCAACGCCUCGUGGUUAUUUUUUAUAAAAGAGAGGUUAGUUGCACUGGAAUUACCUCACUUUAUGCGCUUUAUUUAUUGUAAGAAUAUAUACAUAUUUCGUUGCCCAUGAUUAUUGUAUUAGAGAAACCCAUAGUGUAAAGUUUCAUCAUAUUGACAUAUUUUGUGUAAGACUAAUGACAGAUAUUUAAAUACAAGUUCAUGAUGUGUAUAAUUUAAGCAUUUAGAAAUAUGUCCCCGCAAGGUUAAUUGCAAACUGGAGCUUUGGGGUUGCAAAAAAAAGAAAGAAAUAUAGACUGAAAACGAUCAAUAAUCUGUCAAUACACAAACCGCAAGUAUGAUAGAAGAAUGUCGCCGUGUAGCAGCAUAACAGUUUUACUCUUCAUUGGAUUAUUUUUAGAUCUGGAAUUGAUGUUUUAAUUAUACGCGCACAUAACCUUCCUUCGUCAACAAUUUCUUGUACACACUUGUUCAGAUUAGUGAAAUAAGGAAGCCUAUAAACAAUUUCCGUUAAUUAGUUCUUGAAUUAUGACCCUUGCUCACUGUAUGUGGUGUACAACCAAAGUAAAACUCGACACAAAACAACUCCAUAUAUAGUUUAUUACAUUUACCAUAAUCUACAUAAAAUAGACAAACAAAAUUAAAAACAAAUCAUAAACCCACAAGAUGUGAAAUAUUGUCAGUAUAUUCAAUAGCACGUUUUACUCCCGUCAACAGUUGAUUCUUGGUGCUUAUAAAUACGGUGUUAAACUCUUCUGUAUUUUUGCCUUAGAAAUAAAUCAUACACGAACUUGGGCGUUUGCAAUUUUUAAAGAUAUGUUGUAAUUGGAAUGAUAAAUGUCAUUAUAUAGUAAUAAUGAGUUGCUAAUCAUAUUUGUGAUUGAUUCAUGAGUAAAUUUUGAAUGCAAGGAAAGUGAAUAACAUUUAAGAUACGCGGUAACCCAUGACACAUGAACUAGAUAACAGUAAUAAUAAUGAUAGAGUCUAUAAUCCUUUGUUUACUUAAGUUUUCACAGCUCUCUGUCAUCACACCGUUUUGUUGGAGGGCAUUGUGGGUUUCAACCACUUGUACAUGUAUUAACUACAAAAAGUCAUUAUCGGAUCUUUAUGGAACUUUUGGUAUCCGAGGACCCUGUUUUUCUUUUUUUUUUAAUUUAUGCUUUUAACAAUUUUCAAAUGUAAAUAAUUUAAUUAAACCAACCUGUCCAUAAUAUCAUAUUCAUUGUAUUGGACGUUAAAUCUGUAAUAAACAACAACAACAACCACUAUAAAUUUAUCGUUUCGAUUACUGUGAUGAAUACCAAUUGCCAACUUUUCUGAUAGCUACUUCUUGAUCAUAGGAUCUUGUCAACAUGCCAUUGGUAUUAUACAGAUUUUGCUACUUAUUUUUGUUUUGUUUUUUUUACUUGAAAAUCAUAGUGUAACAAAUCAUACGGACUGCACGGACAACUAAGCUGUCGUGGACAUAUUUUAUUGCCUGGCAACCUAUCCUUCAAUAGUUUUAAUUGAUUUGUCAGUCAGUGGAUAUGCAUUUAGACUGUCGUGGAAAUAGAUCUUUAAUUUCCAGAUGUGCCUUUAUUAUUUAUUUAUGUUUUAUCGCUUACAUAUUAUGUAAUACGUUUAUUAAUAAAUAUUUAAUACAUCGGUUUGUUAAAUAUUAUGCUGGAGUUGACGUGCUUUUGAGCAACGCCAUAUACGUAAGUAAGUUUUACUGUGUAAUUUUGAUAUCCAUGUAAAUAAUAAUUCAAGUUUCAUCCUAACCAAACAAGUAAAAUAAUAUUUACAGUUAUGGUCUCUGUGGAUUAAAAUCAGAUAUUUUAUUAUACAGAUUUUUUUCGUAUAAAAUGUAACAGUUCUACUACUUUUUGUCUUAAAUAAAAUUAUGCAGCUACAUUUUGCUAACGGGGUGUAUAUUUUUGAUCUUUGGUAGUGCAGGUCAAUCGGCGUUUAAAGCGAAAAGAUGUAGAUAUUAAAAUUUAAUUCAAUUGGUAUUUUUGCCUUGUAUUAAUUUUUAAAAUUAAUUUAUUGUAUAUAUACAGAUUCAGUCUCUUCUAUAGUAGCAAAUGCUGAUUUAACUUAUUCGGAGUAUUGAACAUAUUCUAAUUGUAUGGCCAAAUAAAGUUUGCCCACAUUGUACAAGAGCAAUAUAACGGUUUUAAGGGGAAACAAUUGAAAACAUGGGACCAUUUUAUUUUCGAAAAUAUGUCACUUAUAAAUGCUUGGAAAAUAUGAAAUAAUGUCUAAAUAGAUUCAAAUUAAUACAACGUUUCCAGAAAAUUAAACCUUUAACAAGGAUUAAACCCGAAACGUUGAUAAAGCAAUCAGGUACUAGUUAGUAGUGACUAAUACUUUCUGUAUGUUUUUAAUGGUCAAAUACUUUUAUAAUAACUGUGUAAAUAAAUAUUUGUAAAUUAAACCUUA